AUCCCGAACGUCAUUUCCUGCUACGUUAACGCUGCAAAACACAGGAGGUCUCGAGACUCGGUAUUUCACGUGCUAAGCUAGGUCGUUUAGCUCCUUGCGCUGACUCGCGCGCGUUCUCCCUGCGAUCGUGUGGGCACGCGCGAAACAAAAGCGCCGCGAGACACCGUCCGUUCCUGCGUCAGCUAUGAAGGGCCCCAUCACUAAGGCUGAUGAAAUAGAGGAGGACGCUUCACCUGCAGAUGUCAGCGACGAGGAACUUCCACCCUACCUGCGUGAAGACCCACCUGAAGAUCUGGAGAAGGAUCAUGCCAAAAGCGAGGGGGGCGUGGUCUGGAGAGUGACGGGUGGGCUCUUCAACCUAACCAGAGGAGCCGUGGGCGCCACCCUCGGGGGUGUGGCUUGGGUGGGCAGCAAAAGUUUCGAGUUGACCAAAACUGCAGUGACGACCGUUCCGGCAGCCGGCGUGGGAUUGGUCAAGGGCAGUGUUUCCAUGGUUACAGGAGGGGUGGGGGCAGUAGGAUCAGCGGUGGUUAGUAAAGUUACGCCAAAGAAAAAGGACAAGUCAGAUUAGGUUUGCUAAUGGCACACUGCUCCCGUCCACGCGGGUGUGUUCACUCUCUUGGGUGCAGGCUUUUUGGAACGCUAAGAGACGUGGUUAUAGUGCCGGUGUCUGGCAGAAGUUGCCCUCUUGCACUAGAUCAGGGCCAGCGUAAACCACCCUUCGCCUGGUAGCACUAGAAGAGGGACCGCAAAAUGCAUCUUGGAGCGGAGCAAGGGGGCAGCUUCUGCUGGUGUAGGUUUCACAGCUGGGAUCUCAUGCUUUUUGUUUGACUAAUAGUUUGUGUGCGUGUGUUUUUUAGUUUUUUGUCUUUCGGUUUGUUUGUGUAACAGUUGGGAGGGCAGGACUCCAUCUGUAUGCUUGACCUGGACGAGAGACCUACCAUAGCUCCACGUUGAAAGCACACCUUCAUUAAGAAGAUGCAAAUAUAUCAGAAAUUGGACCAGCCAGUGUGAAACUGCUUAAGUAUUAGACCCUAUGAGUUCAUAGUUGUUCAAGUGGCUGGACUGCAGUGAUUCUCAGCCCAUUGUAGUUCCUGGCUUCUCUCCUCUAACACGCCUGCAUCGACUGCUUGUCUUGUCAUGAGCUGAAUCACUAGGGAAACCACACAGUCACGCACUGAGCUUUCCUGCCUAACCCUACAGAAAGCGACAGUUGCUCCAAACCCAUGUCACAUUUAAACUGUCAUUCAUUCCACUCCAGUCCUUGGAUUACGUCAUCAGACUGGUCUUCACACUGAGUGAGGGGGUGUUAUGGAGACGGGGUUCAUUUCACAUGCUGCAGUCUCUGAGCCACUCGAGACGAAUGCGCUUUGAUUCCCAGAGAUGGAGUUCCAUUUCCUAUUCCUUUAGCCAUCACAGUUAGCAUUGUGGCUCCAUGAGGUCUAGAACUGCCGCUCGGCCCAAAAUGUUCUUCUGUUGUUCUUCUGUUGGCGUGAAAAGGAAAUCACACUCUCUCAUCCAACGCCUACAGUGAAAGUUCUGUUGAGAUUAUUCAUUUAACGUCUCUUUAUUGGUCUGCUGGGCUUAGACUUGCUCCAAGCAGCUGACCGAUCCAUAAUGCAGGUCAACAGAACCUGCCGUCAAAUUUGCUCACAGCCAGAGUUCAGCCAUGAACUGUCUGCUGCAUUUAAAUGUAUAUUCACGUGCCUCCAUUUUCCAUGAGGGCUUGGGGAAUUAGACUGCGUGGUCCUAAGUGUGCCAUGUACCCUUCACUAAUGUAUUCUUUUCCUCUCACAUUCUCUGCUGUUUACAUCUCAUAUAGAGGUCUGAAUUAUAACACCAAAAGAUGUGCACAUAAAAUUUUACCUGAGUGUAUUCCAUUUUUCUCUCUCUUCCCUUUGAUUUAACUGCUUUGUGUGCAUUUGUUGGGUUCUUUUUAUUAUUAUUGUUGUUUUUACAGUUGGUAUUCUUCAAUGCAGACAGUUCCUAGCUUGGCAUGGUGUCCUUGAAUGCUGGUAUGUUGCAUGCUGUCAUGUAGUUUUCUCCACAUGCUGUGCUUUUAAAUUAUGUAUGUUAUUUUUAUCCAUCUUCAUGACCGUAGUGGGUGAUCUGUUGUCUUGGAGACUCUGUUACUAUAAACUGGACUUUGAAAAAAGAAAAAAAAAAGUAGAUUUUUGCUCUAUUAUAGAACUAUUUUUGCUAAAUUGAUGCUGUAUUCUACAAUUAAAGCAAUUCUGUAUUUUA
This is a messenger RNA of Electrophorus electricus (electric eel), 2244 nucleotides long. Its product is annotated as Transmembrane protein 263-B-like. NCBI's taxonomy places the organism in Eukaryota, Metazoa, Chordata, Actinopteri, Gymnotiformes, Gymnotidae. The record is from RefSeq and is a predicted model, not a curated record.